AUGGAUGUUGCCUUAUUCGAUGAAGAGAAUCCAAUUAUGGAUUGGCUGUCCAACUCCAUGACUGAAUCUGCACCAAUUCUGGAUGAAUAUGAUGACUAUGAUGAUGAUUGAAUCACACCUGGUGGCUUCCUCAUUGAUGAGCUACAGAUGCAACCAGAAGAAGUGGCUGCAUUCAAGAGGAAGCUUUGUUUUGGUAGAAAUGGUGGUCAGAAGAAAGGGAAGGUGGGAUUGGAUGAUGAGGAAGAAUUCGUAGAUGACUAUGAGUCGGAUUCUACACAUGGUAGCCCUGUGUAUGCUGAGACAGGGGACAGCAGCUCCGCCUCUGAAGAGGAUGGUGAUGGUGCUGAUGAUGUGGGGGGAGAUCAAUCUGGUGGUGGUAUAGCCUUUGGUGAGGCAGCAAAAAAGCAUGGCGCUGGAAGUAGUGGACGUAGAGCCCGUGGUGGUGGUGCAGCCUACCGUUCAGGAGUUACAAUUGGAAGGCCAAGCUGCUCUAUCCGUACAAGAUCAACUAGGAAGAAGAAGCCAACUCUCAAGGCUGUCUCCGAACUCUAAAAGGCCUCCUGGUUCAGAUGCGGCAGGAACACUCCUAGUUGGUGCAUGUUCUUUGUCCAAGUCUAUUUUUUGGGUUUGAUGUGCGCUCCUGUAUUUUGCAAUGGAAAUGAUGUUCAUUUGGGAUCUACAUUGGUGCUCUGUGCUUCAAGCAUGUACUAGGGACUGUAAUAUGGACUGUAUUUUGUGGGGACACUUUAGUCUGGUACUGCAUUUAGGAUUGAUGAGUCAUUGACAUAUUGAGAUGCUUGAAGCUAUCUAAUCUGGCUAUAACAUGUGAAAUGGUCUU
Panicum virgatum (switchgrass) is the source of this 838-nucleotide messenger RNA. RefSeq lists its product as uncharacterized. The transcript is spliced from 4 exons. Lineage: Eukaryota; Viridiplantae; Streptophyta; Magnoliopsida; Poales; Poaceae. The record is from RefSeq and is a predicted model, not a curated record. Bases 148 to 552 code for a protein of 134 amino acids.